CAUUUGCAAAUAGUGAGACACCGAAGUUACAGAGAAAGACUCGUUCGUUUUCAUUCUCUCUCUUCCUCUUUUCUCGUCCAUUGCUUUCGUACUUUCUCUUCUUCCCAUUCUCUCUCACUCUCUCUCCUUCUCUCUCAGCAUGCAUACGCAUCUUUUCAGAGAAGGGUAGAGGCCGUUAAAGAAGAAAAAAAAAAUCUGUUUUUGAAGAGCCACAAGAAAAAACGCGGUUUUUUUUUUUUUUUUUUCUUUCCCUUCUCUCAAUGUAACUACUUUCCUCCUUAACGCUUAAUUUCGGACAUACCCAUAGGGAAAAAGAGAAAGUGGGUUUUCUUUUCUGCUGAAAAGUUUCGUUCUUGGCCUCAAUCUCUUCGUUUUCUUCAUCUGUGUCCAAAGGGGCUCGUGGUUGGUUUUUUUUUUUUUGGUUCUAGAAAAUGGUGGCAAUGAGAAACAUUGUGCUGUUGUUGCUGUUUGUUACUGUUGUGGCUCCUAUUGUGCUCUACACUGAUCGCCUCGGCACCUUUGAGUCUCCUUCAACAGCCAAACAAGAGUUUAUUGAAGAUGUUACUGCUUUUUCUCUCAGUGCAGCGGAUUCUGGCCACUUGAAUGUGCUACCCCAGGAAACAUCAACGGCCGUUAAAGAACCUAUUAGGGUUGUGUAUACUGAGGAGGAUUCAACUAACAGAAGGAAUUUGCCUCAAAGCUUGUUAUUGAGGAAAUCAAGGGAGCAUGUAUCUGCCAGGGUGUUGUCAACAACAACUGAGGAAAAUCAGACUCAAAAGGAGAACCCCAUCAAGCUGGUGACUGGUGGAAUGAGUCAAGGAAAUCAAGGGGGGUCCUUGGAUAAAGGUGACGCAACUGGUGAAAAUGUAAAUGGGGAAGAUGCUAUUGAUGUUGAUGACAAUGAUGGGAAACUAGCUAAAUCAACUCAUGCUUCUAUUCAAGAGGCUCAAAUUAAGGAGCAACAACUCACAGAAACUUCUAACAACAUGAACCAGAAAGGAUCUCUGUUGUCUGAAACCAACAAGCAGAAUGAUCAAAGACCAUCUGAUGCUCGGGUAAAGCAGCUAAAAGAUCAUCUUAUUCAAGCUAAGGUCUAUCUUUCCCUUCCAGUUGUAAAAAGCAACCCUCAUCUCACUCGGGAGCUUCGAUUACGGGUAAAAGAAGUUUCACGAGCACUUGGGGAUGCAAGCAAAGAUUCUGAUUUACCUAGGAAUGCAAAUGAGAGAAUGAAAGCGAUGGAGCAGACACUGAUGAAAGGAAAGCAAGCUCAAGAUGACUGUGCUGCUGUUGUGAAGAAGCUUAGGGCUAUGCUUCACUCGUCGGAGGAGCAGCUUCAUGUUCUCAAGAAGCAGACUCUGUUCUUAACACAACUGACAGCAAAAACACUGCCCAAAGGUCUUCAUUGUCUUCCAUUGCGCCUUACAACUGAGUAUCAUAACCUGAAUUCUUCUCAGCAACAGUUCCCCAAUCAAGAGAAUUUAGAAAACCCCCAUUUAUACCAUUAUGCCAUAUUUUCAGACAACAUAUUAGCAACAGCUGUUGUUGUGAACUCAACUGUUUCCAAUGCUAAGGACCCCUCAAAACAUGUUUUCCACAUUGUUACUGAUAGACUCAAUAUCGCAGCGAUGAGGAUGUGGUUUUUGGUGAAUCCACCAGGCAAGGCAACCAUUCAAGUUCAAAACAUUGAAGACUUCACAUGGUUGAAUUCAAGUUAUAGUCCUGUACUUAAGCAGUUGGGUUCCCAAUCCAUGAUUGAUUAUUACUUCAAGGCUCACCGAGCAACCUCUGAUUCAAAUCUAAAGUUUCGGAAUCCAAAGUACCUGUCUAUCUUGAACCACCUCCGAUUCUAUCUACCUGAGAUCUUUCCAAAGCUCGACAAAGUCCUGUUUUUGGAUGACGAUAUAGUUGUGCAGAAGGACCUGACUGAUCUGUGGUCAAUUGAUUUGAAAGGAAAUGUAAAUGGUGCUGUAGAAACUUGUGGAGAAAGUUUUCACCGAUUUGAUCGAUAUCUCAACUUCUCAAAUCCUCUUAUUGCAAAGAAUUUUGACCCACAUGCUUGUGGGUGGGCAUAUGGUAUGAAUGUAUUUGAUUUAGUGGAAUGGAAGAGGCAAAAUAUCACGGAGGUUUACCACAACUGGCAGAAUCUGAAUCACGAUAGGCAACUAUGGAAGUUAGGAACACUGCCGCCAGGUCUCAUAACAUUCUGGAAACGCACUUUCCCGCUGAACCGAUCUUGGCAUGUCUUAGGUCUUGGCUACAACCCCAACGUCAGCCAGAAAGAUAUCGAGCGGUCUGCUGUUAUACACUAUAAUGGGAACAUGAAACCAUGGCUUGAGAUAAGUAUUCCCAAGUUUAGAAGUUAUUGGACAAAGUAUGUUGACUACGAUCAGGUGUAUUUGCGAGAAUGCAACAUCAAUCCAUAGAUAGGUCUUUUUGGUACUUUUGAUCAUUGAAGUAUUCUUAGUAUUUGCCAAGUUGUGGUGCACCUUUUAGGUCUGCAAUUCCAUCUGUGUAGGGCUUCUAUUUUUUUAUAGCUUUACAAUUCUUUUUUGUAUACGUUUUCCUGUUAACAUUGGUGGGUAUUUUUUGGACUUGCAACCCUUGAUCACAUAUCUGCAGAGAUGCUAACUGUACAUGUAAAUGAAAUGAAGAGUUCUUGUUUUCUUUUCUGUGUUCUUUGACCCUGUUUCUAGAUUGUACCCUCCCCCCUCCCCUGCCUCCUUUUGCAAAACAUCUCUUUUGUGUUGUAGUCUUCCUUUUGUUUCUGGUACGUGCUUCUUUUAAAGUUUGCACUCUUGUCUUCAAUAGUUGCUAGCUUGUAUAAUCAUGUGCAGAGUGUACCUCUUUACCAAUGUGUAAUAAUAAUACCUUGUGCAAUUUAUUAA
This is a messenger RNA of Cajanus cajan (pigeon pea), 2885 nucleotides long. RefSeq names its product putative galacturonosyltransferase 4. Gene Ontology annotation, molecular function: polygalacturonate 4-alpha-galacturonosyltransferase activity. Lineage: Eukaryota; Viridiplantae; Streptophyta; Magnoliopsida; Fabales; Fabaceae. The record is from RefSeq and is a predicted model, not a curated record.